Messenger RNA from Brienomyrus brachyistius, 1408 nucleotides. Its product is annotated as forkhead box protein F2-like. The transcript has 2 exons. The record is from RefSeq and is a predicted model, not a curated record. Gene Ontology annotation, cellular component: nucleus. Gene Ontology annotation, biological process: animal organ morphogenesis; regulation of transcription by RNA polymerase II. NCBI's taxonomy places the organism in Eukaryota, Metazoa, Chordata, Actinopteri, Osteoglossiformes, Mormyridae. Gene Ontology annotation, molecular function: RNA polymerase II cis-regulatory region sequence-specific DNA binding; DNA-binding transcription factor activity, RNA polymerase II-specific. The coding region runs from base 99 to 1139 and encodes 346 amino acids.
AACCGCCCUCAUCCGAUCACUGUAGGACGAUUGCAAGCGGAACACGCCUCAGAUUUUAGGAUUAAAACUGACAGUUUUGGCUUUUCGUUUUCUCCCUGAUGAACUUGCAGCCAGAUGCGGAGGGCGACGCGGCGCCUUCGGCUACGGCGAAAAAGGUGACAUCUGGACUGAGGCGCCCCGACAAACCUCCUUAUUCCUACAUUGCGCUCAUUGUAAUGGCUAUUCAAAGUUCCCCAACGAGGAGAUUAACGCUAAACGAGAUUUAUCGGUUUCUCCAGGCAAGAUUCCCCUUCUUUAGAGGAUCUUACCAAGGGUGGAAGAACUCCGUUCGGCACAACCUGUCUCUGAACGAAUGUUUCAUUAAAUUACCCAAAGGCUUGGGGAGAGCAGGUAAAGGACAUUACUGGACUAUUGACCCCGCCAGUGAGUUUAUGUUUGAGGAAGGAUCUUUUCGCCGUAGACCAAGGGGAUUCAGAGGAAAAUGCCAAGCUUUAAAACCCAUAUAUCGGAUGAUGAAUGGAAUUGGAAUAGGGUCAUCUAUAUUACCGCAGAGCUUUGAUUUCCAAUCUCCAACUGGCUCCUUGGCAUGUCAAAGCAAUGGUUACAACCUAGAAAUAAUGCCGAAUUCAAUAACCACCGCGUACGACGGAUUUAACGGUGGCCAACGUACAUCACAGUCGUCUUCCAACGCUGGAUCUGCAUAUAUAACCAGCUAUCAGGCAAAGUCAAAUGGAGACUACGGUCCAAACAGAAGCAGCAGACCGCUGUCAUCACCCACCGUAUCGGCUAGUUGUGCGGAUUGUCUUUCCCCCUACGCAGGCGCUGGUGCACCCUGUGCAUCCAAUAUUAGCUCAACAUACGUAAAUCAUCAAUCUCUGGCUUCCAGCAAUCCUGUACAUUCAGGUUUCACCUCCAGCCUGCCAUCCUACGCCAUGGAUCAAAGAUGCUUCCAUCCAAACACUGGGGAAGCACCCAGUAUUGCAGGGCUCCAUAGACAUCAAUCCCACUCCUCCAUACGUGAGAGGAAAGACUUCCUUCUGAACAUAAAUAAGUUUUCCUCGUUACAUCCAUCCGCCAUUGGGUCUUACGACCAUCACCAACUGCUUCGCCAGCAAGACAUCAAGCCGUGCGCCAUAUGAGGUGGUAAAGGACCAUUAUGAAGUCAAUCGCCUUAUUUUAAAAUUGUCCUAACUUACAUUAAUCUUUAUUUUAGAAAAACAUAUAAUAUUCCUAGAGUGGCGCGGCGCACUGAAUAUUUUUGCCGUUAAAAAACCUGCCAAUUUUCAGCGAAAUGUAACCUUUUUCUGAAAUGCAUGUACAUGUGGACAUCCACAAAUACCAUUUUAUAUAUAUUCAGCCAGUUUGCCGGUGCUGGUGUUAAAGGUUUUAAUAAACUUUGCGAUUUCAA